AUGGCUGACCUCGACACCCCCACCGGCAAGGCGCGCGCGCUGGGCUUCCUCGCGCUCGCGCAGGUCAUCUUCUUCAAGAUCCUCGGCGCGGUCAAGGCGCUGUACGAUCGCUCGUCGCCGUGGAGGCUCCUGAUCGACCCGCGGAAGUUUUCGUGCCCGGAGGGGCUCGGCGACGCGCUGAAUCGAUUCCGACGAAACGCGAACGACUUCGGGUACAACUACGCGUUCUUAUGCGUGGUCGCGAGCAUCCUGUGCGUGAUCACGUCGCCGUUCUCGGUGUUCAUCAUCGCCGCGCUGACGAUGGCGUGGGGUUACGUCAUGUGCGCGCUCGGUCUUCCCUCCUCCUCGUUCGUUCGCACGUCGAGCGUUCGUUCGUUCUUCAAAUCGUCGUCGUCGCGGUGGCGUCGUUCGUCUUUCUUUUCUUUUCGGACCGGGAUUCGAUCUCCUCGCCCCGCGCCACCCCGCCGCCUCCUCCCCGCACCCCCACCCCGAAUCCCUACCCAAAACCCUAAAAACCCCUCCCCCGAACCCUGA
Molecule: messenger RNA, 534 nt
Organism: Micromonas pusilla CCMP1545
Lineage: Eukaryota; Viridiplantae; Chlorophyta; Mamiellophyceae; Mamiellales; Mamiellaceae
Exons: 1
Coding region: 1-534 (177 amino acids)
Cellular component (GO): Golgi apparatus
Source: RefSeq, a predicted model, not a curated record